This is a messenger RNA of Drosophila miranda, 6130 nucleotides long. RefSeq lists its product as uncharacterized. The transcript is spliced from 9 exons. Lineage: Eukaryota; Metazoa; Arthropoda; Insecta; Diptera; Drosophilidae. Gene Ontology annotation, cellular component: axon; plasma membrane. Gene Ontology annotation, biological process: dendrite self-avoidance; homophilic cell-cell adhesion; axon guidance. The record is from RefSeq and is a predicted model, not a curated record. Gene Ontology annotation, molecular function: cell-cell adhesion mediator activity. The coding region runs from base 277 to 2304 and encodes 675 amino acids.
UAAGUUAAGAUUAAAGUACAAAAACAACAACAACACCAACCACUACAAAUGAAUUAAUUAAUUUAAAAAAGAAAAAAGUAAUUUCACAAAAAUUAUAAUCAAUGCAAAUGACAAAGAAAUAACGAAUAAAAAAAAAUCCACAACAACAACACCCACACCAACAACAACAACAACAACAGUAGCAGCAGCAGCAGCGGCGGCAAUUACAACAACAACUUCAACAAACACCAAGAAAAUUCAACAACAAACAACAACCACAACGGAUCAAUACCAAAGAUGGAGGCAAAAUUCUUGGCUAGCGCUCUUUCAUUCCUCUCGAUAUUUUUAGCGAUUUAUGCUCAAUCACUUGCCAAUGACCUCCUGGCGGAGACCAGCGAUGAGGGCGGAGACUCCGCCUCCUCCACAGAGUUGUUUGAGGUGACGCCAGCCAUCUACUACGGCGAUUCGAAUGUGAAUUUGGGCGAACCCUUCUCGAUAACCUGCAUCAUACCGAUCACGGAGAAGAUCCAUUGGCUCAAGAACGGGGAGCCCAUAACGCGUCACAAUCUGCGGCAUGGACGGGAUGAGCAUGCCUACACUUUGGCGGAGAGCGCCAUCGAGGGUGAGAAGCACAAGAUCGAGGCGCAUCUGAGCGUGCGGCAUGCCCUGAAGGUGCACGAGGGACGAUACCAGUGCAACCAUCGACAUGGCAGCUACCACAUGCUGCACGUGAGGGGUGCAGCAUCGCCGGGCGGCGGCGAAGCCACAGAGUCUGGAUACCAGACCAUUGACGAACUGACGCCCAAUUCGGCGGAUGACAUUUUCACACGGACGUGGCUGGAGCAGCAGCAAACGGGAGUGGGCGUGGGAGUGACGCCACCGCAUCAUCAGCAGCAGCCGGAGCAGCAUCAGCACCAGCACAAGCAGCACAAGGCGCAUCCGUUCUAUGGGAAUGCCAGCAGGGGGGAUUUGACUGUGGGGCCGUAUGUCCCAAUGCCACCACCCACCAGCCGGUACAACGAUCUGACCACACUGCCCUGGCAUCCAUCCUCGACGGCGACGGGUGUCCAUGGCCUGGGCGGUGGCAUUCAUCGUGUGUACUCGGCCACGCCGCCCGACUUCCCGCCACCGCGCCUCAACAUGAUGGAGCACACUGUGGCGCCGCCAGAGCCACCCACCAUACUGUACAAUCAGACGCUGCCGCAUCACCGCCAGCGUCCGCCAAUCACAGCUAUUGUCACUGCCACGGCCACCGAUUCGAGUGCCGGCCUAGGAUCCCCCCCCUCAUCCACGCUCCUGUCGACGGCGCACCAUCACUCGCACCACCAGCAGCAGCUGCAGCAGCAGGCGCAGCACACGUUAAAUGCCUUCCAGUUGCCGCUGCCGCCGCCGGUGCCGUAUCCAGCACAGAGUCCAGCAGCUCCGGUUCCAGUUCCAGCUCAAAACGAGAGAUAUCAGACAUAUGCGCCGCACUUUGUGCCACCAGUGGUGGGGGGUGGUGGUGCAGCAGCCCCAACAACAACAAUCGCAUCGAUGGGUGGUGGUCAAAUGAGGCAGCAGCCAAAGACAGUCUUGUCUGCUAAAUUGGAUACGUUGGUGCCAAAUUAUGACAAUGUCGAGCAUGAAAUGAAAUUUUAUGAUAUUAGAGGGCCGCUGGUGCUCAGCUGCAAUGUGAAGGCCGAUUCAACGGACCCGCUUAUAUGGAAAAAGAACCACACCGACGUGAUGAACGUGGAUGUGCUGAAGGGUCGCUUUAAGUUAAUCAAUGCCGAGAGGAAGUUCAUCAUCGACAGAGCGGAAGCGUACGACGAUGGCCUCUACAGUUGUGAAAUCAAUGGGGUGUCCAGGGAUAUCAAUGUGAUUGCUCGCGUUGUUGUACGAGUGCCUUCAAAUACAGCCGUUGUGGAGGGCGAGAAAAUGUCCGUUACCUGCUCGGUCGUGGGUAGUGCACCACAAUUGUCAUGGACUUUUGGCAAUGUAACGCUAAAAAACAAUACAGAUCGCUUUGUACUGAAAGCGGACAACAAUAUUGAGAAUGCUAUUCUGACAAUGGACAACGUUACUCUGGACGAUAGAGGCGAGUACAAGUGCAUUGGACGCAAUGCGGCCAAUGAUUUCGGAAACAGCACUGUUGCCAGCGACUUUACAACUGUGCGUGUUAAGGGCAAAUUUGCCGCCUUGUGGCCUUUCCUGGGCAUCUGCGCUGAGGUGCUUAUUCUCUGCUUGAUCAUUCUCAUCUACGAGAAGCGACGCAACAAGAGCGAACUGGAGGAGAGUGAUACUGAUCCCCAAGAACAGAAAAAGAAAAGGAGAAAUUAUGAUUAAAUGUCCUAAACAGAACAGCAUACAGAAUAAUACCAAACAAAACAAAAACAAAAAAGAAAAAAGAGUUAAAAAAUGAUUUAAAUAUUGAGCAUAAACCAGUAACAGAGCAUUACAUAAAAUUACAAUACAUAAAACUAGCAAAAAUGAUAUUACAAAAUGAAGGUUCAAGAACAUACAUUACAUUACAUUACAUACAUACAUAUAUGGAUAACAGUCAGUCACAAGAGCCUACACCCGAAAACCCCAGACAUCUUUCACAAUCUACUAUCACCCGUUCCCUGUCCCCCCGUCCCCUCGUCCUCUACUGUCCCCAGAAACUGCAGAAACUUUUGUUUAGUAAAAUUGUAUUUUAUUAAACUAUGAAAAACCAAACAAUUAAUAUUAAACAAACCUAAAAAGGAAACUGAAAUUAAUAUUAAAAACGGAAAGUGAUAGCAGUUAAACGAACACUAAAAAAAGAAUACCAUAAUAGCGGGACUGUAGAAACUAACCUAAAAGAAGACAAAGGUCCCAAAAUCACCACUCUCCUCACUCCACACUCCACUUCUGUCCACACCUGUUCCCCAGUCACUCUCUCCCCAAUCCUGCAAGAGAACAAAGGAAAUAAUAUUGUACAUAAUCUCAAAAGUUGAAUGAAAAAAUGGCAGAAUAAGGAAAGCAAAAUAAGGGAACUCUUCUGUCUCUGUACUGUACGCGAAAACCUACCAACGGCUCUCUCUCUCUCUCUCUCUCUAUCUGUCUGUCUCUAUAUCUCUCUCUCUCUUUGAGUAUCCCAGCAAGGAUAUUUGCUCUGACUAUGAUUUCUUAGGUAGCUAUAUUUUGAGGUUAGGUUUUACUUGGGCCACGUGGCGAUCGAUGCAGAAACAAUAACAGCUAGAAGAUGGCGCAAAAUGGCGGAGAAUGGCAAGUGGAAGAUCAGCAGCGCAGCAGCAGAAGCAGCAGCAGCGAAAAGGAAGAAGGAAGAAGAAGAAAAAGGAACACUGUUAAAUGAGAAGACGAUGUUAAAAAGAACUUUGUUUAUUAAACUUAGUUAAUAUACAUAUAUAAAUAAUGAACAAAAUGGAGGAAGAACUUUUUAAACAAUUAAGUAGCGCGUUAUGGGUAUAUUUUUAAAGGAUUAAUACCGGAAGUAGUCGACGGAUGAAGAACCGAGAACAUUGUAUAUUGCAUAAUUUUAGAAGAACAAAACAAAACAAAACAAAAAACAAAAACAAAUAUAAGAAGAAAGAUGAUGAAAAAUCUGAUGCGUACUGCCAAAACUUGUAAAGUUCAGUACUAUUUGCUUAGCCUCAUUUUUGGUAAACACUAAAACUAGCAAAAAACCAAAAUCAAAACUCUGUUAAUUCAUUUCUGUUGUUGUUAAUUUGGGUUGUUUUAAAUAUAAUGUGAAGCAUUCAUUGUGUGAAAAAAAAAAACAAGGAAGAAAAUGUGGGAAAACAACUAUUACCUAAAGCGGUCUUCAAAUCACAUCUCUUAAGCUCGUAAUCAUAACUAACAUACAUAUACAUAUACACAUAAUAUAAACAUAAUAUAAACUCUAAAAUUAGUUUACGUUUCUGUAUGUCCUUAAUUCGUGUACGUUCUUUUUUUUUUGGGUUGUUUCUUUUUUCGUUGAGAUCAUUUUUCGCCGCCACCAAAGCUUUAAAUACUUACAUAGUAAACUGUGUUCUCAGUAAAAAAAAAAACCCAAAAACAAGAAAAUAUAAGAAAAAUGAUGGGAAGUUAAUAAAAUGAAUGAAAAUUAUGUUAAACGACACACAAAAGAUGUGAGUACGAGAUUUGUAUAGUAAACUAAAUAAACAUAAUAAACCGAAAGAAACACCCCUGGAAAAAGUUCUUGUUAUACAUAUAUAUAGUAUAUAAAUCACGUGUGUGUGUGGCAUGUUCGAUUACCUAGAUUAAACUAUAUACAAAUACGAUAAAAAUACGGAAAUAGAAGUAGCAGCAGCAGGAGAAAAUAAAUGAAAGAAAGUGAAUGAUUUGGGGGUCAAUAAAUAGCCUAGAAAGAGGAGACUUUUUGGAAAACCGUCGAUAGAAAAUUCUCGUGCAUAAGUUUUUUAUUCAUGUACAAUUGUUGUACAGUUUUUGUGGCUUAUUUGUGUAUAACAAACUAUUAGUGACAAAAGAACAACUACUACUUACUACUAAACUAUCAUAAUAUAUUGAUCUACAUAUAUUUGUGUAUGUAUGUACAUUAAAACGGGGAGCACUUAUGAUCCUGCUAUCCUACUAUCCUUUCAAUGUUUCACAGCAAACAUACUGGUCUUUUCAUUUCAAUUGGUUUUCUAAUACACCUCAUUUGGACACACACACACACACACACACACAUGAACUGAAACAAAGUAAACCCCACAAGAAGAACAACAACAGCUACGAUACCUAUUUACUGCUAUAUUGUAUGACGUAAUGUUACCCACAACACCAUAGCAAAAAUACAUACACGUACUACCAAAAAAAGAAGCAUAAACCCAACCAAAAUCGAACUUCGAAACACUCGUCAACUAUUGCCUAUAUACAUACUACUAACAGAACAAAAGCAAAGCAAAACAAAAAAGAGGGAAACUAUACACUACUUAUAUAUACACUUAUUAUAUACAAACAACGACAUACGCAAUAUUGUAUGUCUGUUUUUGUACAGUAAAACAAACGAUAACAACAACAAACGAUAUAACAAGAACUAAGCCUGACAAACAACACAUCAAUCGUGUAUCCUAAACAACUCCUCCCUCAGAUCAGAUACUCUAAAGACCUCCUCAUUUCUCUGUCUUUUCAAAAUGAUUUCCUUCCUUCAGUUUUCUUUUUUCUUGCGAUAUUUUGUAGUCCCCAAAAAAACCCACAAAUGCAGAACUUCUUGGCACACACUUUUCGACUGUCACGCUAUAAAAGAAAUUGAAAUUAAACCUCAGAUCAAGUUCUAGUUAAGUUAUAAUAAUAGCAGCAACAAAUGCAAGAACGGGAAGACAACCUUAUAUAUUAUAUAUAUAUGAAAUAUAUGCAUAAAUAAUAUUAAUAAUUGCAAGUAAUUUUAAUUAGUCGCAUAAGCCAAAUGUUGGACGGGGAAAAAUUCGCCGAAACCGAAACUAAACAAAAGUUAAAACUAAGCGAAAAACUUAGGCAAGGAAACACACGCAUCUGUUUUCUCUCCGAAGGCAAACAAAAUUAGUUGAAUCGAAAAUAGACAUGCUAAAUCCGAUGAUAUCUAGUGAAACAAAUUUUAUAUAUUUUUUUUUUUUUGAGAUUUUAUUUUAUUUAAGCUUAGUUGGUAUUUGUUUUACAAAAAAAUAUUGAUUUUUUGAGUAUUUCCAUUGGGAUAUAGAUGCCUUGGAUUAGUGCGGGAUGAGGGGAUGAGCUUUGAAGCUUUCGUUACAACUGUCUCGGUAUCGGUAUCGGUAGCGGUCUGACUAUACUUACAGUGCGUUUCGAAGCUAUUACAACUGAUAGUAUACAACAACAACAAAAUAAAGAUAUAAAGAUAUAUAUAGUGUAUGAAAAAUCUCAGUUAUCCGACACUUGUUAAGGCAUUUAAAAACUACGUAGUUAUGUCGAAGCUUCAACUCACCUACAGUUUCGGAGCGCACUGUAUGGCUGGCCAGAGAAAAGUCAAGAAAACCUUUCUCCACGAUCCACACUUGGCAAGUCACACAUUUUGUAGGAAUUCCAAUUCUAGGAUAAGUUUCAGACAGAUGUUAAUGGGGAAUCCCCAGCCAGCCAGGCUGCAGGUUCUCUUCCACCCGAAAAACCAACCCGGUUCCAACCUUACUUUAUGUUCCUCAAAGACCCAGCAGAAUAGUGUAAAAAAUGAGAAAGACGAAACAAAAAAAAAACA